AUGUUUGUGGAAACAAAGGGAACCGUUUGCAUCCUUUUUUAGCCUCCCCCUCUGUGUGAUUCCCGGAAUGCGCCUAACUACAGCUUAAUAACAACACCAGAAUGUAGAUUUGAGUGUAAAGUAGCCGGAGGUUUUUGCAAUGCCAUUUCCGACCACUAAUCAGGGGCAGUCAGCCCAGCAGACGCCCAAACACUAUGGGAUUACUUCUCCCAUCAGUAUGGCUCUGCCCAAGGAAGCUGACCUGGUGCUCACCCAGAAACUGGUUGAGGCACUUAAGCCCUAUGGAGUGUUUGAGGAGGAGCUGGAGCUGCAGCGCAGAAUCCUGGUCUUAGGGAAACUGAACACAUUGGUCAAAGAAUGGAUUCGUGAAAUCAGUGAGUCUAAGAACAUACCAGCAUCUUUGAUAGAUAAUGUUGGAGGGAAAAUCUUCACAUUUGGCUCCUAUAGGUUAGGAGUUCACACAAAAGGUGCUGAUAUCGACGCCCUCUGCGUUGCUCCACGCCACGUGGAGAGAUCCGAUUUCUUUACCUCAUUUUAUGAGAAAUUAAAGGAGCAAGAGGAGGUGAAAGAUUUGAGGGCAGUGGAAGAAGCCUUUGUUCCCGUGAUUAAACUGUCUUUUGAUGGUAUUGAGAUUGAUAUACUGUUUGCCCGGUUAGCACUGCAGACCAUUCCAGAGAACUUGGAUCUACGAGAUGAUAGCCUGCUGAAGAACUUAGACAUUCGGUGUAUAAGAAGUUUGAAUGGUUGCAGAGUGACUGAUGAAAUCCUCCAUCUGGUGCCCAACAUUGAGAACUUCAGACUCACUCUUAGAGCCAUCAAGCUCUGGGCAAAACGUCGUAAUAUUUACUCUAACAUCCUGGGCUUCCUGGGUGGUGUGUCAUGGGCCAUGUUGGUGGCUAGGACCUGUCAGCUGUACCCUAAUGCAGUGGCUUCAACAUUGGUGCACAAGUUCUUCCUGGUCUUCUCCAAAUGGGAAUGGCCCAACCCAGUCCUUUUGAAGCAACCAGAGGAUUGCAACCUUAACCUUCCAGUUUGGGACCCAAGGGUGACCCCCAGUGAUCGCUACCACCUCAUGCCCAUCAUUACCCCAGCGUACCCCCAGCAGAACUCCACCUACAAUGUCUCUGCCUCAACUCGGGCUGUCAUGGUCGACGAGUUCAAACAGGGUCUUGCCAUCACAGAUGAAAUAUUGCAGAAUAAAGCUGAAUGGUCCAAACUAUUUGAAGCACCAAACUUCUUUCAGAAAUACAAGCAUUAUAUUGUGUUGCUAGCAAGUGCAUCAACUGAGAAGCAGCAUCUUGAGUGGGUUGGUCUUGUGGAGUCGAAGAUCAGAAUCCUGGUGGGAAACCUGGAGAAGAAUGAGUUCAUCACUCUUGCUCAUGUGAAUCCACAGUCGUACCCAGGACCCAAGGAAGGCAAUGAAAAGGAGGAAUUCAACACAAUGUGGGUUAUUGGCAUUGUUUUCAAGAAACUGGAAGGGUCUGAAAACUUGAAUGUGGAUCUGACUUUCGACAUCCAGUCUUUCACAGACACAGUUUAUCGCCAGGCAAUCAGCAGCAAGAUGUUUGAGCAAGACAUGAAAAUCACAGCAAUGCACGUUAAGAGGAAGCAGCUGCACCAACUACUGCCAAAUCUGGUCAUUCAGAAAAGGAGAAAGCACUCUACGGAGGGCAUCCGCUCAGUGAAUGACAGCAGUUUGGAUUUAUCCUUGGACAGUGACAACAGCAUGUCGGUGCCCUCUCCCACGGGCACGUCUGCCACUGCUGCCAAGAACAGCCUGCCCAGUCAUGCUGCCAGUCCGCAGCGCUCUUCGGGGCCGGCCGCCGUCCUUUCAGAUGCGCUCGGUAAAACAGAAAUGGCAAAAGGCACAUCACCGGCAGUGGAAGCAGCAGAGGGAACCAAGUCUGUAACUGGUCCGGUGGGGUCCAGGUCUGCCCACGCCCUCAAGAGGUCCUCCUCCAACAGCAGCCCACCGCACCUGAGUCCCCAGUCAGUGAAGAGACCAGGCUCCCCUCUUUCCACUGAACAGGAAAAGAAACUCAAAGUUGAGGAGGAUGGCCUAGUGGCUGAGGAUAGUGGCACUGCCUCCAUGGAGAUGCAGAAUGAGGAGGAUCUGAAGACGGAUACAGAGAUAAAGGAAGUGGACUCAACGGGGGAGAAGAUGCCUACAACUCAGAGAAUGCCCAGCGCAGAUCUGUCAGACGUUGCUCUGCUUCCUGCCAAUCCCAUUCCAGUGGUGAAAAACUCCAUAAAGCUGAGACUCAGCAGGUAGAAGUCCUGAAACGACGCCCCUACCUCUCCCAGUCCGAGGAUGGAAAGACGGACAGAAACCGCGCCCGCUCACUUGCGUUGUCUCUGAAUUCCUCCCGUGCAGUCUGGUUACGUAUGCCAGGACCCUACCUGUAGUACAGAGCUCUUACCACAAGGGGGCGGCACUGCUCUUCUGCAGAUACCCCCCUCCCGCCCCACGCCGCCCCGUUGGUCCUACCCCUCUGUCUGUUUCCCUCAGAGCAAAGCAACAAUACACGAGUAUGAUGUCAUGUCCUCACAUCCCUGAAUGGGACAUUUGAGCAUAUGUAUGUGCGCAUACGUGUACGUAGACACAUACGCAAGACACUGACAGAAUUUCCGUUCAAUAGUAAACCGUGUGGGUGUCAUUUUUUUUACUUUUUCCUUUUGCUUUGUGCAUAAAUAUGUGGCAUGUUUUGAUUUUAAAAUGUCACUGAUCAUGACGCCCCUCAACUGUAACUGUUACAGUAGACUAGAGUCUGAAAGGCAUUAGUCAUUGGGGAGAUUAAAAGAAAAAUUAGACAACAAUAGACAUGGGUUAAAUGUUCUUGCGUUUUUUUUUUUCUUUUCUAAGCCCAUCUAAAUAUACAAUUUGAUCAAAUAUGUGUAAUUGGAGAGGAUUGUUGUGAAAAUGUGUCUCUCUGUGGUCUGUUCUGUUAAUCGGUGCGAGUAUACGGGUCUGUACCAUAGGAAGAAACCAGUGAAUAUUCCCAGCUCAUUCUUAAUCUAUGCUCAAGUCACUCUUUCUUUCUGUCAGGAAUUUUCAUCUGAUCAUGUUUGGGAUCGUCAAUGAGGUAUCCUGUUGCGGGCCAUUAUUAAAAAAA
This is a messenger RNA of Chanos chanos (milkfish), 3113 nucleotides long. RefSeq names its product poly(A) polymerase type 3. The coding region runs from base 140 to 2272 and encodes 710 amino acids. Gene Ontology annotation, cellular component: nucleus. Gene Ontology annotation, molecular function: poly(A) RNA polymerase activity; RNA binding. NCBI's taxonomy places the organism in Eukaryota, Metazoa, Chordata, Actinopteri, Gonorynchiformes, Chanidae. The transcript is spliced from 23 exons. The record is from RefSeq and is a predicted model, not a curated record. Gene Ontology annotation, biological process: RNA 3'-end processing.